Amphibalanus amphitrite is the source of this 4434-nucleotide messenger RNA. Its product is annotated as ryanodine receptor-like. The transcript has 33 exons. Gene Ontology annotation, cellular component: sarcoplasmic reticulum membrane; Z disc; sarcolemma. Gene Ontology annotation, molecular function: ryanodine-sensitive calcium-release channel activity; protein binding. Gene Ontology annotation, biological process: calcium ion transmembrane transport. The coding region runs from base 130 to 4434 and encodes 1434 amino acids. NCBI's taxonomy places the organism in Eukaryota, Metazoa, Arthropoda, Thecostraca, Balanomorpha, Balanidae. The record is from RefSeq and is a predicted model, not a curated record.
AGGGCAGCGAGCGAGUGGAGCGCGCGGGGCGCGGAGGAGUGGUGCGAACGCAGGGCGGACGAGGACGUGCUGUGAUCGGGCGGAGUGCUCUGAGCGGGGCCGCGCCGAGCGCGAUCGGCCACGGCAGCCAUGGCCGAGAACGAGGGCGGCUCCGAGCAGGAUGACGUCUCAUUCCUCCGAACGGAGGACAUGGUGUGCCUCUCGUGUAACGCCACGGGAGAGCGUGUCUGUCUGGCCGCCGAGGGAUUCGGCAACCGCACCUGCUUCCUGGAGGGUAUCGCAGACCGGAACAAGCCGCCGGACUUGGCCGCCUGUGUGUUCGUCAUUGAGCAGGCGCUGUCAGUGCGCGCUCUUCAGGAGUUGGUGACGGCCGCCGCCUCUGACACGGAGAACGGCUCUGUAGGAAAGGGCACUGGCUCUGGUCACAGGACUCUGCUCUACGGCAAUGCCGUCCUCCUUCGUCAUCAGAACAGCGACAUGUACCUGGCGUGCUUGUCCACCAGCUCAUCCAAGGACAAGCUGGCAUUCGAUGUCGGUCUGCAGGAGCACUGCCAAGGCGAGGCUUGCUGGUGGACGAUCCACCCUGCCUCCAAGCAGCGCUCAGAGGGCGAGAAGGUCCGAGUGGGAGACGACCUGAUUCUGGUCUCAGUGGCCACCGAACGCUACCUGCAAGCGACGUUGGAGAACGAGGUGCCGAUCGUGAACGCCUCGUUCCACGUGACCCACUGGUCGGUGUCUCCGUUCGGCACUGGCCUCAGCCGGGUCAAAUAUGUCGGAUACCUAUUUGGCGGCGAGGUGCUGCGGUUCUUCCACGGCGGAGACGAGUGUCUGACGAUUCCCUCCAACUGGUCCGAGGAGGACUCACAAAAUAUCGUGGUGUACGAGGGCGGCAGUGUGGUGAGCCAGGCACGCUCCCUAUGGCGGCUGGAGCUGGCACGAACCAAAUGGUCGGGAGGCUACAUCAACUGGUUCCACCCCAUGAGGAUCCGACACAUCACCACCGGUCGAUACCUGGGCAUCAACGAGCACAACGAAAUCACGCUCAUCCACCGGUCGGACUCGACCGUGGCUUCCACCACGUUCUACCUCCGCGAGGAGAAGGACGACAACAAGGUGAUGUUGGAGGACAAGGACCUGGAGGUGAUCGGUACGCCGCUCAUCAAGUACGGCGACUCCACCGUCAUCGUGCAGCACAUCGAGUCCGGACUCUGGCUCUCGUACAAGGCCUUCGAGACGAAGAAAAAGGGCGUUGGCAAGGUGGAGGUGAAGCAGGCAAUCCUGCACGAGGAGGGGAAGAUGGACGACGGCCUCGAGUUCUCCCGCAGUCAGGACGAGGAGUCGCGCACGGCACGAGUCAUCCGAAAAUGCAGCUCGCUGUUCACAAAGUUCACCAAGCAGCUGGACCAGAUCCGCACCUCCCGGCGUCAUUCGGUGAUGCUGAGCUCGAUGAACCUCAAGGAGAUCGUCAUGUGCCUCGAGGAUCUCAUCAACUACUUCGCUCAGCCGGAUGCAGAAAUGGAGCACGAGGAGCGCCAGAUCAAGCUGCGCGCCCUGAGGAACCGCCAGGACCUGUGUCAGGAGGAAGGCAUCCUCAACCUCAUCUUGGACGCCAUCGACAAGAUCACGGUCAUCACCAGCGAGGGCUACCUGGUGUCUCUGGCCGGCGAGGAAUCUGGGCAGAUGUGGGACAUCAUCAGCAACUACCUCUAUCAGCUACUCGCUGCGAUGAUCAAGGGCAACCACAACAACUGCGCCCAGUUCGCCAACUCGAUGCGCCUCAACUGGCUGUUCUCUCGACUGGGCUCUCAGGCCGGCGGAGAGGGCAUGCUUGACGUGUUGCACUGUGUGCUGAUCGACUCGCCCGAGGCGCUGAACGUGAUGAAGGAGGAACACAUCAAGGUGAUCAUCUCCAUCCUCGAGAAGCACGGUCGCGAUCCCAAGGUGCUGGACGUGCUCCGUUCACUGUGUGUUGGUAACGGGGUGGCCGUGCGCAGCUCGCAGAACAACAUCUGUGACUACCUGCUGCCUGGGAAGUCUCUGCUGCUCCAGACGGCGCUGGUUGACCACGUCUCCAGUGUUCACCCCAACAUUUACGUGGGCAAGGUCCAGGGGUCUUCCAUGUAUCUUAAAUGGUAUUACGAAGUGACCGUGGACCAUAUUGAACAGGCGAGCCACAUGCCUCCGCAUCUGCGGAUGGGCUGGGCCAACACGAUGGGCUACAUCCCCUACCCCGGCGGAGGCGAGAAGUGGGGCGGCAACGGCGUGGGCGACGACCUCUUCUCGUUCGGCUUUGACGGCGCACACCUUUGGACAGGCGGCCGGAAGAACGAAGUGUUCCGUCAGGAGUCGGAGCCGUACAUCCGUAAGAAUGACGUCAUCGGCGUGAUGCUCGACCUGACCGUGCCGUCCAUCGAGUUCACCUUCAAUGGCGAGAAGGUGCUCGGCUGCUUCCGGGACUUCAACUUGGACGGCAUGUUCUUCCCGGUCAUCAGCUGCUCGUCCAAACUCAGUGCGCGAUUCCUGCUGGGCGGCGACCACGGUCGGCAGAAGUUCGAGCCGCCCGAGGGCUUCUCUCCCGUCUCCGAGUGUCUGCUGCCCGCCCAGCAGAUGUCCAUCGACCCGUGCUUCCACUUUGGCGAGCUGGCCAAGGGCGUGCUGGCCGGCCCGCUGGUGGAACAGGAGGACCCCGUGUUUGUGCCGCAGCCCAUCGACACCUCGGCGGUAUCGCUGCCGCACUACGUGGAGCAGAUCCGUGACCGGCUCGCUGAGAACAUCCACGAGAUCUGGGCCAUGAACAAGAUCGACGAGGGGUGGCGGUACGGCGAGGAGCGAGACGACGAGUACAUGCUGCACCCGUGCCUGACCCAGUUCGAGCGGCUGCCGCCCGCCGAGAAACGCUACGACAUCCAGCUGGCACUGCAGACGCUCAAGACCAUCGUGAAGUUGGGCUACCACAUCACGCUGGACAAGCCGCCGAACCGUAUCCGCUCGAUCCGACUGCCGAACGACCCGUUCAUGCAGAGCAACGGUUACAAGCCGGCGCCGCUCGACCUCUCACAGGUCUCCCUCACAGGCAAGCUGGAGGAGCUGGUGGAGAAGCUGGCGGAAAACACCCACAUGGUCUGGUCCAAGGAGCGUAUCCAGCAGGGGUGGACCUACGGACUCAACGAGGACAUGGAUAUGAUUCGUACUCCGCAUCUGGUGCCCUACCGACGUGUGGACGAGGCCAUCAAAAAGGCCAACAGGGACACCGCCAGCGAGGCUGUGCGCACUCUGCUGGUGUACGGAUACAUCCUGGAUCCGCCGUCUGAACAGCAUGACGACGGUCCCACUGAUGACCUGCUGAACGGACGGGCCAACUACCGCACCUACCGAGCCGAGAAGACGUACGCCGUCAGCUCCGGAAAAUGGUAUUUCGAGUUUGAGGUGCUGACCGACGGACCGAUGAAGGUGGGCUGGGCUAGGAUCGACGCCCACCCGGGCCGCCAGAUCGGCCAGGACGACUCGUCCUGGGCCUUCGACGGUUAUCAUGCCCAUAAACACCACAGCAACCAGGUGGACCUGCUGGGUCGCAAGUGGCACGUGGGAGACGUGGUCGGUUGCAUGCUCGACCUCCACGACCGAACCAUCAGUUUCUCUCUGAACGGCGAGUUGAUGAUGGAUGCGAUGGGCGGAGAGACGGCCUUCUCCGAGGUGGCCGGCGAGGCCUUCGUGCCCGCCUGCACGCUCGGACUGUCCCAGCGCACCCGGCUCGCGUUCGGACACGAUGUAAACGCGCUCAAGUUCUUCACACAGUGCGGUCUGCAGGAGGGAUACGAACCGUUCUGUGUGAACAUGACGCGUCCGAUGACGUUCUGGUACACCAAGGACCAGCCCAUCUUUGAGAACGUCGAUGAGGUGGAGAACUCGCCGAUCGACGUGACGCGCAUCCCUGCCGGCUCCGACUCGCCGCCCUGCUUGCGCAUCUCGCACGCCACGUUCGAGACGCUGGAGAAGGCCAACUGGGAGUUCCUGCGGCUGUCGCUGCCCGUCACCUGCCAGACCGUCUUCAUUGAUGAGACCGAGAAGGAGCGUCGCUGGCACGAGAUCCGUGUCCGCCAGCACCGGCUGCGGCACGAGGGGCGCAACCGGCCGCCGUCGGCGCUCAAACAGUCCAUGCUAGAGUCCGGAUUCACCAUGUCCGACAUCAAAGAUCUGCAGAACGGUUAUGACGCCGUGGAGGCGGACGAGGUUCUGAUGAACAAGGCUAACGGCGAGAAGGGCACUCCGGCCAUACCCCGCCGCGGCAGUAAGAUGGCGCGCGCUGCCAGCGAAAUGGACAUCCAGAGAGGCCGCGCCGGAAAGGAGAAGACGCCGCAGCCGGACGGAAAGAAGAAGGAGCGCGGGAAGUCGCCGUUCAGACACAGAGUACCUGAUAAGAGGGAACACAAGUGA